This is a messenger RNA of Labeo rohita (rohu), 3660 nucleotides long. Its product is annotated as gastrula zinc finger protein XlCGF7.1-like. The record is from RefSeq and is a predicted model, not a curated record. Bases 116 to 1090 code for a protein of 324 amino acids. NCBI's taxonomy places the organism in Eukaryota, Metazoa, Chordata, Actinopteri, Cypriniformes, Cyprinidae. The transcript has 2 exons.
CUUCGAAGCUUCAUGAAGAAGCGAUGUGAAUUUGCCCACUAUUACAUUAUAGAUUUCCCUGUUUUAAAUCAAGAUUUAGGUGUUGAGUCUCUAAUACGGAAACAGUGAAUCAAACAUGGCUGAUGGAGCGAUCUUCGAAAUAACCGGAAUGGAGAAUUCCCUGGUUAUAAAGAUAGAACAGCAUGAAAACAGCCAUACCAUGCCAGAUGUGCAAACGAAAACCUGCCAGUCCUCACCUAGACAAAGGCGGGAGAAUAAAAGACAGGAUCAGAAUGAACUGAAAGAAGAUUCUGUCAUUCGCCAUCAUUAUGGGAUGCCUUUCAUUCCAGAAGCAAACCAUAAGCAGCACGUGAGAAGUCAGUCUGAAGAGAAAGCUUUCACCUGUUCUGAAUGUGGAAAGAGUUUUAAACUGAGAAAGAUCCUUACACAGCACAUGAGAAUUCACACCGGAGAGAAACCUUUCACCUGCUCCGAGUGUGGAAAAGGUUUUGCAGUGAAAAAAAACCUUAAAUAUCAUAUGAGAAAUCACACUGGAGAAAAACCCUUUACCUGUUCUGAUUGUGGAAAGAGUUUCACUGUGAACAAGAGUCUUCAACAACACAUGAAAGUUCACACUGGAGAGAAACUUUUCGACUGCUCUGAGUGUGGAAGGAGUUUUGCUUUUAAACAAACCCUUGAGAAACACAUGAGAACUCACACUGGAGAGAAACCCUACGUCUGCCCUGAGUGUGGAAACAGUUUCGGAGACAAACAAAAUCUUAACGUUCACAUGAAAAUUCACACUGAUGAAAGGCCGUAUGUCUGCCCUGAGUGUGGAAAGAGCUGCAGACUGAGACAAAACCUUCAGCGUCACAUGACAAUUCACACUGGAGAAAAGCCGUUCAUUUGCCCUCAGUGUGGAAAGAGUUGCAGAAUGAGACAAAACCUUGAGAGACACAUAAGAAUUCACACUGGAGAGAAGCCUUACACCUGCUCCGAGUGUGAAAAGAGUUUCACCAUGAAAGAGCGCCUUACGAGACACAUGAGAAUUCACACUGGAAGGAGACCUUUCCACAGACCAGAAAACCCACCAGCUAUUGAGGGAGUGUGAUAUAGCCAAUCUGUUUAACUGAUUAGGCCAUUUGACACAUUAAAGAGCAGGUCAUAUGGGUUUUCGAAAAGUAUCUUCUUUGCAGUUUAUAACAUAGCUAUCCUUCAGUGUAAACAUUCUGCAAAGUUGCUAAUCAGAAAGUGCAUGAUAAAUAAAGAUAUUGUCUCUCAAACUCUCAAAAGAAAGAGCUGACUCAGAACGAGUCAACAUAUUUUCAGAUCUUCUGCCUGUUAUGAUACGCAUCAUUCGAACAAAAUUCGCACAGUCUGAGCUGUUCACAAACUUCCGCUAGUUAGUGUGUUUACAUCAUGUCAAGAAGACAGUGUUCUGCGCUGUGAAAGUAAGUUUGCUUUGUUUUCAUUGCCGAAAGAUGAUAAUGUGAAGAAUCAGUGGUUAAAAUUAAUUUUUUCCACAAUACCACAGCAAUACAAUUUGUACCACAUACAAAGUUUAAACUUAUCGCAGAGCAACGUCCUGAUCAAGUUGUGCUUGCGCUUGAGUUUCCAGUUGAGCGAUUGCGUCUGUAUCAUCCUCGGACUCGGGCUCGAGUGAAUAAUUUUUAAAAAAACCUGGAGCAAAACAUUAAUUAUGGUAAUGGACGUUUCAUUUCCAACACGCAUUGUAUACGGAAAGACCAACCACAACAGACUUGGCCAGCUGACCAGUCAGAGCUGAGUGGGCUUAUGGAAGGGAGGAGUUUACAGACCUUGAGCUCAGAAUAAUUGAGAAAUGACUCUACUGUGAGAAAAUUACAAUGUUUUCUGACCUUAGAUGCUUUUAAACAUGUUGUAGGGGACUCCAGCACAGUAUUAGGACACUUUAAAAUACCAUAUGACCUGCUCUUUAAGACUAAAUGGAACUGAGAGUUUUUACAGUUAGUUUACUUGCAGCAACUGCAGUCAUAAUCUUGAUGUUUCAUUUAAAAACUUGUAUAGCCCUAACAGAAACAGUCAGUUAAAUAGCAGUGUUGUUUUUUUUUUUGCCCUAUUAUUUGUAUAUUUCUUCACUUAUAUAUACAUUUUAUAUAUCCCUAUACAUUGUAUAUAGCGUUCCUUAAUAUUUAUUUCGCUGUGUUUUUCUAAUGAUGUGUAUUCCUACGUUGUGCAAUGAAACACAUUUAGAGCUCUUAGAUGUAUAUCUGAGGUUAUUCUAGAAACUUUCUUGAACUGUUCAUUUCAUAUCACCUCAUUUCCUGCCUCUUUUUCUGCCCCUGCAUUUUCCGCUUGACAUAAGAGGUGACUAGACAACUACAAAACCGCUACAAAAAUAACCAGAGUCUGCUACCAGAAAUGAGAAAGAAGUGAAAUUUUCAUCAGAUUUUCCUUUUACUAAACUACUGCAAAACAGAAAGGCACUGUGUUUAAGUCUAAAUUAACCUGUUUCACAAAUACAUUUACUAAUGUCCCUAAAUAAUAUAACAACUUUGAACAUAAAGGGGCAAAAUUAAACUUUUUCAGAUUAAUUUUCAUAAUUAAAUUGAAGCAUCAACUGUCAUUUUAUGUUCUUCAAUGAGAGAAAACUCCCUCUGAAUGAGACUAGAGUUCUACACAGAGAAAAAUACAUACAUACUCCCCCGUAAAUACAUUGUUAUUUUGCACAAAACAACAAAUGUAUUGUUAUUUUGCACAUUAAAACUGAACCAAAAUUGGUUACAACCAUAUUAGAUACUGGAUCAUGUAAUUAAACAGAUCAACUCCCCCUAGCGGUGAAUCGUCGAAAUUUCUAAAAGAUUCGAACCCGUCUAUGACGUAGCGAAGCCUCGUUUGCUGAAGUCACGUGACUUGUCUUGGCCAGGUUGAUUCGCGCUCCGAACCACUGAUUUAAAGCAAAGAUUUGUUAACCUUCUGUGUGUUUUUAAAUAGCUUUUUUCAAAUAUCAUUUUUGGUUGCAUAAUCUUUGUUAGUGGAUAGAGUGGGCAAAAUGACUGAUCUGUGAAAGAAAUGGGAUCGAACAUUUCCUGGUGAUAAAGAUGGAGCAGCAUAAAAACAGACCACAGAGACACCAGAUGUGCAGAUGCAAACCUGCCUGUCGUCACCUGGUGAAGUGUGGGAGAAUAAAAGAAAUAUAUAUUAUAUAUACCUAAUUUUACAAAGAAAGUGUAUGAUGUGUUUGUCACUUACAAAGAAAUAAGUUAGAAUAUGGUAAUUGUUGGUUGUGACUAAUUAAAAAGCGUCUAAAAUGUAAGUGGUUAGUCCGCCCAUGCAAACAUCAAACUUUUUAUUCUUUACAACUUUCAAGAAAGUAUUGAGCACUGAAAUCAUUCUCUAAAGGUUUUGUCAGUAACUUUAAGCAGUUUAAAACUAGAUAUAUUCACAUGUCAUAAAAUAAUAUAAUAAUAAAUCAAAAUAACUUAUGUUCUGUCACUUACCAUUUUUGAUGCAGGGGAACUUUGUCAUUUGCCCCCUUUUUUAAAAUAAGGUAUUUCCGCUAAAUAUUCUGUGUUGGAAUUGAUUUGUUCAUAAAGUGAAGUGAUAAAAUGUCAACUUUGUUGUCUGUGUUGUGUAUUUUGUUUCAUGUAUUUCUGUUUUUAAUACAUUCUUUUAUCUUUUAGAACAACGAGAAAUAAACAA